This is a messenger RNA of Cloeon dipterum, 4223 nucleotides long. It is a transcript of the gene Tudor-SN, whose product is annotated as Staphylococcal nuclease domain-containing protein 1. The transcript has 14 exons. Bases 187 to 2916 code for a protein of 909 amino acids. Gene Ontology annotation, molecular function: nuclease activity; RNA binding. Gene Ontology annotation, cellular component: RISC complex; cytosol; nucleus. The record is from RefSeq and is a predicted model, not a curated record. Lineage: Eukaryota; Metazoa; Arthropoda; Insecta; Ephemeroptera; Baetidae. Gene Ontology annotation, biological process: regulatory ncRNA-mediated gene silencing; mRNA catabolic process.
AAAAGGGUUAGAAAACAUCAAACAGGCUAGUAGCGCAGUCCGCUGCUUCCGGUCGUGCGUGUGCUUGUGACGUGACGGCGUGCCGCGUGCUCUCUAGCGGCGGUGGCUCGAAACUUACAGCAACAGCAGUCGACACGCACGUCUUCGCCAGCAGCCUCUUCCGUUUCGUUGCAUGGACAAGACAGCAUGAGUGCACCAGCCGCUCCGACACUGCACCGAGGAAUCGUCAAACAGGUCCUGUCAGGGGACUCUGUGGUGAUCCGAGGCCCACCCAAGGGAGGCCCGCCACCCGAGAAGACGAUCCUGCUGUCCAACAUCCUGGCACCAAAGUUGGCCCGCCGUGCCACCACCAACAAUGAAGAAACCAAGGAUGAGCCUUUUGCUUGGGAAGCUCGUGAAUAUCUGAGGAAAAAGCUGGUCGGCGAAAGUGUGCUUUUCACCCUCGAGAAGCCCCCUAACGCCACGAGGGAGUACGGCGUCAUCUACUUGGGCAAAGAUGUGGCGAGCGGAGAAAACGUCGUCGAGUCGCUGGUGUCGGAGGGCCUGGUCUCCGUGCGAGUGCGGGAUCCGUCGCGCCCCAGCCCUGAGCAGGCGCGUCUUCUUGAGGUGGAAACGGCCGCCAAGAGCGCAGGCAAGGGCAAGUGGGCGGCGAAUGCGGCUAGCCACGUGCGCGAUUGCAAGUGGAACAUCGAAAACAUGAAGCACUUCGUUGAGCGCAAUCAGGGCAAGCCGAUCAAGGCCAUCGUCGAGCACGUCAGGGAUGGAUCCACCGUCAGGGCGUUCCUGCUGCCUGACUUCUACCACAUCACCCUCAUGAUUUCCGGCAUCAGGUGCCCUCAGACCAAGUUGGAGAACAAUGCUACCUCGGUUUCUCAGCCCUACGGAGAUGAAGCCAAGUUCUUUGUUGAGUCCAGGUUGCUGCAACGCGAAGUUGAGAUCAUCUUGGAGUCUAUCAACAACAACAACUUUGUCGGCUCAAUUGUGCACCCAAAAGGCAACAUUGCCGAGACUCUUCUGCUGGAGGGCUUCGCGCACUGCGUGGACUGGUCGAUGGCUCUUGUGAGCGCUGGAGCAGACAAGCUGCGCGCCGCCGAGAAGCAGGCCAAGGAGAAGCGUGUGCGGCGGUGGAGGGACUGGACGCCGAGCGCCUCGUUGCAGCUUAGCGGCAAGGAGAAGGAGUUCACCGCCACCGUGAUGGAGAUUGUUGGCGGAGAUGCGAUGGUUGUCCGUCUGUCCAACGGCCAGGACAAGAAGAUCUUCCUGGCCUCAAUCCGGCCCCCCAGGCUGCCGGAAGAGAAGCCCAAGGAGGGAGAGGCGCCCAAGCCGCCACAGCCGCGUGACAAGUCCUUCCGACCGCUCUACGACAUUCCUCACCUUUACGAGGCCAGAGAGUUUCUGCGCAAGAAGCUUGUUGGCAAGAAGGUCAACGUCGUCGUUGACUACGUGCAGCCGGCCUCUGACAAAUUCCCUGAAAAGACUUGCUGCACUGUCACCAUUGGAAAUGCCAAUGUUGCCGAAGCCAUGGUCUCGAAGGGCUUGGCCUCCGUCAUCAGGUACAAGCAGAAUGAUGACCAGCGAUCCUCGCACUAUGAUGAGCUUCUCUCUGCCGAGACCAAGGCCAACAAGGGCCUUAAGGGUCUGCAUUCCAAGAAGGACACUGGCCUUAAGAGGGUCAAUGAAGUUUCAGGACAAAGCUCCAAGACCUAUCUGGCUUCCUUCCAAAGAGCUGGCCGUCUUAGAGGCGUGGUUGAAUUUGUGGCCAGUGGCUCAAGGAUGAGAAUCCACAUUGAAUCCGAGUCCUGCGUAAUCACCUUCUUGCUGGCAGGCAUCAGCUGCCCUCGCGGUGCCAGACCUGCUGUCGGCGGACAAGGAAAGGUCGAUGGAGAACCUUUCGGUGAAGAGGCUCUGCAGUUCACAAAAGAAAGGGUCUUGCAAAGAGACGUCGAGAUCAAGGUUGACAGCACUGACAAGGCUGGCAGCAUGAUUGGCUGGUUGUGGGUUGACAACCUCAAUCUUUCUGUGAUGCUGGUCGAGAAUGGGUUGGCAAGUAUGCACAACACAGCAGAAAAGACCGAAUUCUUCUCUCAACUCAAGAGAGCUGAGGAGACCGCCAAGGCCAAGAAAGAGAAGCUUUGGAAGAACUUCGUUGAAGAAGAAAAAACACAUAACGAAGAUGACGCUCCAGUUGAAGACGAGAAAGCUCCUGUCGAGAGAAAGAAGGAGUACACUCCUGUUUACAUCACAGAGGUGGGCGACGAGAUGCGAUUUUACGCCCAGAGAGAGGACCAAGGCUCCAAGCUGGUCGCCAUGAUGGACGAGUUGACUCAGGCUUUCAAAGCCAACCCCCCGCUUGCUGGAGCUUACACUCCUAAGAAAGGUGAUUUGUGCGCGGCGAAAUUCGCUGACAACAACUGGUACAGAGCCCGCAUCGAAAGGGUAGCCAAGGGUGGCAGUGACGUUGAAGUGUUCUACGUUGACUACGGCAACAGGGAGUCUGUUGCUAGCACUCGCUGCGCCUCUCUGCCGUCAGCGUUUACAUCUCCGAAGCCUUACGCCCACGAGUACACUCUGGCCUGCAUCAAGUUGCCUUCUGAUGGCGACGACAGGUCUGACGCGAUGGAGGAGAUCAAGAAAGUGCUCAUCACAAACGAACCAGUCUUCAUCAACGUCGAGUACAGAGUGGGAAGCCAGGAGUUCGCCUCGGUCGCCAGUGACAAGGAGGGCAAGGAAGACCUCAUCAAGUACCUGCUCGAGGAGGGAUUCGUCCUGCUGGAGAACCGCAGGGACAGAAGACUCAAAAAAUUGAUGGACGACUACCGCGCGUCUCAAGACCAGGCGAAGAAGAUGCACGCUCGAAUUUGGCAGUAUGGUGACAUCACUGAAGACGACGCUGCCGAGUUCGGCAUGAACCGCUAGAACCACCGAUCGGACGGAGGGCUACGGUUGCGGCAGGGACGGUGUUGAAAUCAAAGACCCAAAAGCCAGCCUUUCCCGGUUUGCCGGGGGUGGUCGGCAUUCCCUGUGACAAACGCGCCUGAAACCAACGGCAAUCAACAAGCCAACAACAACAUCUACUGCCCCCACCCCAGUGAAAGAAAACAAAAACAGAAAUUUAAUGAUAACGGGAACAGACUGGAGAGUUUGAAACUGAUAAAUUUCCGGCAAAAGAACCCAUUGCAGCCCAAGGAAGCGUUAGUUUUCUGCUGUCCGGCUUUUUAGGGAGUUAUCUGUUUCCGAAAUUUAUUUGUUCAGACAGGAAGAAACGCUGAUUAAAUAGAUGAUUAAGGGAAUACUCCAGGUUAAGAAAAUUUAUACACGCAACACUACCCUUUUCCAGACCUGUACGAAUGUUUGAGUGUCCGUUGUUUUAAGAGCUGUGAUUUCAAAUGAGAACAUUUUAUCACGAUUUGUUGACAUGCCUUUGGCAUUGGACGCCAGAGGCUCUCGAAAUUGUGUGCUUCGUUUUAUGAAUGUGUGAGUCCUCUCCAAGUAAGAAACAAAGUAAACCUAUUCAGCAGUAACGCCUCAUGUCAUUUUUUAUCCACUUUUUAUUUGGUGCCGUCGAAAUUCGCUAUUAGGGCUGCUUGAGAGAGAGCACUAACCAGUGCCUUAAUUGUUACAGUUUUUAAUUGAGAAUCAGCCGUUGGAAUAUUUAUGUUUUUCGUAGACGGACGGACAUGUACUUUUGCAUUGCCAAAUUUGUGCAACCAGACGACUGAUCUUUUUAAUCUUCAUUUGUCUUCAUUUAUAUUUCAUAACCGCAACAAUAUUCCCAGAAGUUUUUGUGGUAGAAAUUGAUCAAUAGCCCCUUUGUUACUCCCAGCCCAUUUUCACUUCAUUUCGAACCACGUUUGUUAUCAAUCAUACAGAUUUGUGCCUGUGGAUAAGUACGUUUUGUUUAUUUUUUCUUACCUUUGCGUUGAAUGAGAAGUCAUAAUAUGUUGAUUUGCAUAUCAGUGAAUGAUGAAGUCCCUGUUACGACCACUGGAGAAACUCGAGCGCUUCCUCUCCUGUAAUCAACUCGAUCCACCACAAUCACUCCAUUAUUUUAGAUGAUAAUUACUGUUUGUUGUUGCGACACAUUGUGGACAAUUUUAGUUUGACCGAUUUAAAACUAUCCCGCUGCCGAUUACUAAUUUUUUGUAUUUGCAUAUUAACCGAUUAGGUUCUUUGUUAUUUCGGGAUAUGGGGGUAAUGUUAAAAUAAAGAGAAAAUGAACGAAA